CUUGACGGGACACGGGAAAUCAAGAGAAAAAGCAAACACAGAACUACAGCACAAGACCCUGAUACGCGCAACACCACCAACAGAGAAAGAUUAAGAAGAGGAUUAGGAUCGAUGGCACCACGAAAGAAGUCCCUUCUCAUUGGAAUCAACUACACUGGCAGCAGACAUGCGCUCAAAGGUUGUCAAGCCGAUAUCGACAACGUAGCCGAAUUUUUAAAAUACAGAGGCUACAACAACACUCAUCACGACCGCGUCAUGCUCUCCGAUAAUGCGGCGCUGUCACCUUUGAGUCCGUACUGGCCAACCGGGCACAAUAUCCUCGCGGCUAUGGAUUGGCUGGUCUCGGAGCCAGGCUGUACACUGUUCCUGCAAUACUCGGGACAUGGAGCCCAGAUCCCCGACAGGGACCAUACUCGCGGGGGAACAGGUAUUCUCGAUACAAUUGUGCCUAUAGACUAUGAAGUCAAUGGGCAGAUCAGCAGCACGCUUCUCCACGAGCAUCUCGUUACGAAUAUGGCGCCCGGUUGCACGUUGUUCAUCCUCAUGGAUUGUUGUCACUCGGGUUCCGCAGUCGAAUUACCCUACGUGUAUCGCUCCGAUGCAGAUGGUCGCAUUUCCUUGCUCGACAAUGUGCGCAAGGGGGCGCAGCUGGUUGCCGAGGCUCAGGAGUUAUUUUCGGGAGGGUUCAAGUUCGAGAAGGCAGGUGAGGCGAGGCAGUUGUUGGCUGGUGCGACAGAUUUCUUCAGGGGGUUGAAGCAUGCGGACGAGCAGCAAGAGGAGGGUCUGCAGGGAAAUGAUUUUGAGGGGCAGUAUGGCAGUGAGAGGAAGAUGGUUACUAUGUUCUCAGGAUGUAGGGAUGAUCAAACAAGUGCAGAUGCGAAUAUCGCUGGCCAAUCUACAGGAGCUAUGACUUGGGCUUUCCUUCAGAUCAUGAGACAGGAUCCUAAUCCUACAUAUGCAAGGACACUACAAUUAACUCGACAAAUGCUCGAUGAGCACAACUACAAACAGAUCCCUCAGCUGAGUUGUGGCGUCGAUAUAGAGUUAGAUAACAUGAGACUUCUGGUCUAA
Molecule: messenger RNA, 1071 nt
Organism: Periconia digitata
Lineage: Eukaryota; Fungi; Ascomycota; Dothideomycetes; Pleosporales; Periconiaceae
Source: the annotation of a GenBank genome assembly